AUGGAGCGUUUUAGGUUUUUAGAUCUUGUGAACCCAAGGGUAUUUAAGACUUGGAAUGGUGAAGUGCCCUCAGAAAAACUGGAUCUUCUCAAGGAAAUGUAUGGUGAUUUAUUUGACAUACCAAUGCUAGUCAGCCAACUUUGUUUUAUUUACAGAGAUAAGGACGUUCAUAAAGAUUCUUGUGGAGAGUUAUUAAAAUAUAUUUUUCAGUUCCAUCUGCAAUCUAGCAUUCCUGAAGUAGUAAAGUUGCUGAAGAUGAAUGGUGUUAUAUCAGUCACUAGUGCUUCUGUUGAAAGAUCAUUUUCCUGUUUGAAGAGGGUAAAAAGUUAUUUGAGAAAUACCAUGAGUCAAGGCUGUCUUAGUUCUCUUUGCAGGAUUUCCAUACACAAAGACAUAUUGUCAGAAAAAGAAGAUGCAGGUACCUUGCAUGAAGAGGUGGUAAAGAGGUUUGUUGAAAAACCAAGGAGACUUGCUUUCCUAUAUAAGUAA
Paramuricea clavata is the source of this 489-nucleotide messenger RNA. The record is from the annotation of a GenBank genome assembly. Lineage: Eukaryota; Metazoa; Cnidaria; Anthozoa; Malacalcyonacea; Plexauridae.